Messenger RNA from Paracoccidioides brasiliensis Pb18, 2094 nucleotides. RefSeq lists its product as uncharacterized. The record is from RefSeq and is a predicted model, not a curated record. The coding region runs from base 1 to 2094 and encodes 697 amino acids. The transcript is spliced from 2 exons.
AUGGCAGGCUCAGAUGUUGAGAUGACUGGCGUCAAGCGACCAGCAAUCGACCUCGAAAGUCUACAGCGCAAGAAGUUCAAAACGUCAGAUCUGCCUUUAUCCGCUGCACAGCGAACGACGAUCGAUGGCCUUCUCUAUGCGUUUAAGAAAAAAGGUGGUUUCGACUCGGUUCGAAAGAAGAUAUGGGCUGAAUUUAGUGAGAGUGAAGCCAAAAAUUCUCUUACAUCAUCUUUGAUUGAAAUGGCUGAAUCUGAAAUUGACCGUGAUCCCUCCCUUUUGUCGCGUGAAAGAGGAAAAGCAGCAACUCUGAUAGAGGGUGCCGUCGAUCGCAGUGACCUUUAUAAGAACGUUGAAAGUGCUAUCGAUGCGAUAUCCUCUAGCCAUUUGGACUAUAUCCUUGACUCCCUACGCAGUAUCAGGCGACAAGAAGUUGGCGAAGAAGCGGCUGCUCUUGAGGAGGAGAGGGGUAGUAGGACAAACGAACACUACGAACGCGAAGUCAAGAUUAAGCGGCAGGAAAGAGAGUUAAUAUGGCUGAGAGAACUUGAGAAGCAGAAACAGCUUGAAUUGGAGAUGGCUAAGGCCAAGGCUGAAGAGCUACGGCAACAACGUGAGCUUGAGAAACAGAGGGAAGAAGAGGAACGGAAAAAGAAGCUGGAGCUGGAAGAGAAGCGCCGGGCAGAAAGAGAAAAGCUUCGGGAAGAGAGGCGCCUUUUGGAGGAGCAGAGGGAAAAGGAGAGAGAGGAGCGUUACGAUCGAAGAAGGCGAGAGCGGGAGAAGGAAAGAGAAGAGGAUCGUGAGAGAGACCGUGAGAGAGACCGUGAUCGUGUGAGAGAUAGAAAUAGGGUCGAAUCAUCACCUCGACAUUCCCGACACCGUUCCAUGACCCCAAAAGAGCCUACACCUGUGAUCGUUGACGAGAAAUCAUUGGAAGACGCAGCGUUGGAGCUACUCCUGAAAGAAGGGAAAGAGUUGGCUGAAAAAUCGCGCCAGAAACCAGAGUUCGACUUUGAGCAAGCUGAAGCGCUUGAAAAUGCACAAGCUCUGCAGCAACAGCAGCCACAGCAGCCACAACAGCCACAACAACAACGUUCACGCCAGCCUUCAGUAACAGAUCUGAAGCCUCCUCGCGCGGAUCAGACCCGCACACGUGUCGUGCCGUCUCGACUGAAAAAUGAAUUGACUCCAGCCUCUGAACCUUCUAAACUUAUACGUAACGUAAACGAGGAUCGUCGUGAAAGGGAUAGAGAUCGCGACCGUGACCGUGACCGUGACCGUGACCGAGACCGAGACCGGGAUCGACGGCGUGAUGAUCGUAGCAGGUCCAGAACACGACGCUCCUCACGAUAUGACGACAGGGAUCGUGAAAUGGAUCUGUACAGACCUUCAACCCGGGGUAAAUCGGAUCGAGAUGAACUUUCUCGCACUCGUGGAAGAAGUAGACAUCGCAGUAGGAGCCGUAGCAAAUCCCUUGCACGAAGUGGCGAACGAGAAAGGGAUAGGGAUAGGGAUCGAGAUAGGGAUGAACGUCGCUAUCGCCCCAGGGAUUACUCACGAGGCCGUACUCGAUCUCGGUCAACUAGGCGUCGACGGCACUCACAAUCCCGUUCCCGCAGCCGCUCCCGCACUGCUCAUCGGACUCCUGGAGAUCGGGAACGGGGACGGGACCGGGACCGGGAUAGGGACCGGGAUAGGGACAAGGAUAGGGAAAGGGAUAAGUCUUAUUCUCGCCCUGACUGUCGAUCCAGGUCUCGAAGUCCACCCGAUAUUGAUCGCUAUGUACCUCCUACUAGCAACCGUAGUCGAACACCAACGAGACGACGUGCGAGGACACCAGAUCGUGACCGAGACCGAGACCGAGACCGGGACCGGGACCGGGACCGGGAUCGUGAUCGUGAUCGUGAUUGGGAUCGGGAUCGGGAUCGGGACCGUGAUAGAGAUCGUGAUCGGGACCGUUACCGAGAUAUAGAUGACCGGCCUAAAUUUCAUGAAGUUGAUCGAUACAUUCCUGGAGGUUCUGGUAGUGCUAGCGCUACGGCCAUUGCCGACAAGGAUGAUCGGAGGUCAAGUAGGCGGAGGAGCCGGAGCAGGUAA